AUGAAAUCGCUAGAUAUUUUUGGCAGCUAAAUUCUUUUUAGAUUUAACAGAGAGUCAGCUCACUAUACUCGUUUUGGAUCAAUUUUCACUAUAGCUAUAGUAUCCAUAGUAGCGCUGCGUCUUAUUUUAAUUAUAUCCUCAGUUGUUUAAAGAACCAAUCCCGUUGUCAUUUACUAAGAGCGAUAAGUUGAUAGCCCAAAGUUAUUUACAAUAAAUUAAAACACUUUCUAAAUGGCAUUUGGUAUGCAAGAUUCUAAUUUUAAUUAAUUUAUCGAUGAACAAGUUUAUAACAUCACCGUCACAAAUAUACAUAAAACUACUAAGGUGGAUCCUACUACUGGUAAGCCUACUGAAAAUUAUAUAACAACUUAAGUACCAAUUACAAGAUGCUCUUUAGAUAAUUUUCCAGAUUAAGAUAAUCUACAUUACUAUUAAUAAAUAGACUAUACUAAUAUGUAUUGUUUUCCUCUAGAUUUCGAUUUAUCAAUAGAAGGAGAUUUCAAUGCUGAGAAUUUCUAAUAUAUUUACAUUAAUAUUUAAAAGUGCUCAUAAAACUGCAAACCCGACGAUUAUAUAUAGAAUAAAUUAGGUUAUUCUUUUUUCUCAAUGUAAUUUUCUGAUAUAAUUGUUGAUCCUACUCAAAAAACAAAUCCUUUUAAACAUUAUUCUAGAGAUACUUUUUUCUCAACUAGCUUAUAAAUGCCCAAAGAAGUCUAUUUCUAAAUGAGAAAUAACUAUGUUUAAAGUGACUAUGGUUGGAUAACUUCAGAUAUAGAGACUGUUAAUUUUCCAUCAUUCAGUUAUACCGAAUAAAAUGUUUAUCCAAGCUCUUUCUAAGAUUUCUUUUUCUAAUUAGUCAUACGCUUUGAAAAACAAAAAGAGAAUCUUUACACUAGGAAGUAUUAAAAUUUAAAUGACAUAAUUUCCCAAAUAGGAGGGUUUACUUAGUCCUUACUCGCUAUAGGUUUUAUAAUAUGCUCAAGGUUAUCUCAGCUUGAUCUAAACAAAGAAAUUAUAAAUGAAGCAUUCAACUAUGAAAAUGUUAACUUUGAAGAAGAUAAAAUAUUAAAAAUGUAUAAUCUAAAUGCUUAAAAUGAAAUGGCUACUGGUGUUUAAUAAAAUAUUAGCCCGCCAAUUAGUUAAGAUGUUUUUUUUGAUAAUAUGUAAUAAAGUUAACUUAAAAAAAAAAUUGAAAACAAUUCACAAAAUCAAAAACAUUAAAUCAAUUAGCUUUUUAAGUAAGAUCAGCCUUGUAUAAAUUAAUCUGAUAAUAAAGGUAAUUUGAUAAAGCCAAUUUCAAUCGACCCUAACCAAUCUUAUAGCAAUAAUAAUAAUAAUAAUAAUAAUAACCAAUCGAUUUCAUUUAAUGGAAAUAAAAAUUAAAGUCAUUAGUAAUCUUCUCUCAAUUAAGCAAUCUAAUGCAAUACAAACUAAAAUUUAGGUACAAAGAGUAGCUCGUAUAGAAAUAAUAUUAAACCUGAAAUUUAGUUGCAUGCGUGUGAAGAAAAAAAAGGUUUAGAAGGCAUGCUAUCAAACAAGCAAUAAAUUUCAGUAAAUCCACAACAGUAAGAUGAAAAUGAAAAAUAAUUUUUAUCCUACUUAAUACAAUACAAAAAUUAAACAGUAAAAAGCAAUAGUCAUUAAGAAUAGUACAAUUUUCAUUUGUCUUCAGACCAUUAUAAAUUGAAAUAGCAGUAAUUAAAAUUAGAAGAAAAAGAGUAAAAGUUAAAAGAAAGCGUUUUUAAAAGAUUAAUGUAAAAAGCUACAAGCAGCAUGACUCUAAAUACAUUAGAGUAUUUGAAGUUCUUUCUGUGGCCAUUUGGUUAAAAGAUUUAACAAAAAAAGAAGGUUAUUGAUUAUAGUAUAGAUUAGCUUUAUUAUCAUUUAGAUGUUCUCUAUGUUAUUAAAAAACUGAUGGAAGUUGAUAAGCUAAAGAACAUACUCCUCAAUCAUGAUUAACUUAAAUUAUUUGAAUACAUCCCCAAGCCUACAAUUAGGUCAAACUAUGGAUUUUGUAAAAAGGCAGAGGACAUACAAUUUGAAAUAGAUGAUCAUUAUUAAGAUAGCAGGACAGAACUUUAAAAGGCUCAGUAAGCUUAUUAAGCAUAUCAGAAUAUAGCAAAUAAAGAAAAUUUAAGUGCUCUGGAUAUUAAAAUAAUACAGCUUUUGGAUUAAAAGCUACUUUCAUUAUUUGGAUCUAGCCAGAAUUAAAGAGAUUAUUUAAUUUAAAAUAGUUAACUAUUACCAUAAAAUAUUGAAGUUUCUUAAUCUUUGGACCCAGCUUCAGCACUUAAAAAUGUGAAAGAUAAAAUAUAGAUCUAAUCUUUUUCUGUAUCCAAUUCGAACUCUGAAGAAGAUAAAAAUGAAAAAAAUUAAGAUAUAUCCCAUACUAAAUUAAAAAAUUAACCAGCUCCAAACACAAAAGAAGAGCAUCAAUAUAUUUUCAGUCCAAAAAGCGAAAACUAGCAGAUGCUUACCAUAGCAAAAGAUAACCUUAUACUAAGUCCCCGAUUAGAUACUGAGAACAGUAUGUAUUCAGAUAUAGCAGGAAAUGAAGCUGAGCUAAAAUAAAUUCAAAUUCAUAAAUUUGAGAAUUCUAACCCAAAGGGCUAAAGCUAAUUAAAUUAAUGA
Molecule: messenger RNA, 2631 nt
Organism: Tetrahymena thermophila SB210
Lineage: Eukaryota; Ciliophora; Oligohymenophorea; Hymenostomatida; Tetrahymenidae
Product: transmembrane protein, putative
Exons: 2
Biological process (GO): reciprocal meiotic recombination
Cellular component (GO): nucleus
Molecular function (GO): double-stranded DNA binding
Source: RefSeq, a predicted model, not a curated record